Babesia bovis T2Bo is the source of this 995-nucleotide messenger RNA. Its product is annotated as putative proliferating cell nuclear antigen 1. Gene Ontology annotation, molecular function: DNA binding; DNA polymerase processivity factor activity. Bases 91 to 924 code for a protein of 277 amino acids. NCBI's taxonomy places the organism in Eukaryota, Apicomplexa, Aconoidasida, Piroplasmida, Babesiidae. The record is from RefSeq and is a predicted model, not a curated record. The transcript is spliced from 4 exons. Gene Ontology annotation, cellular component: PCNA complex. Gene Ontology annotation, biological process: translesion synthesis; leading strand elongation; mismatch repair.
ACAUUGCUUUAUUUUGUUGUAUUUGCGUGUGUUUAUAUAUAUCGUGUUGUAUUGAGUUCGUUCUUGUAGCAUACAUCAGUCUGCAUCAAGAUGUUGGAGUUAAAGUUGAACCACGCUGUUGUGUUGCGUCGUAUUUUCGACUGUAUGCGUGACAUCAUUAGCGAUGGCAAUAUCGACUUUGAUGCUACGGGAAUGUCCCUUCAGGCAUUGGAUGGUAACCACGUCGCUUUGGUCCACCUUAAGCUUCAUGAGAGUGGUUUCAGUUUAUACCGUUGUGACCGUCCACGUGCUCUUGGUAUAAACCUGAACUCUGUGACCAAGGCAUUUAAGUCAUGCAGUAACCAUGAUUCUGUAUUGAUUCAGAGUGAGGAGGAGAAGGAUUACAUUUCAUUUAUUUUUGAGAACAAUGUUGACGAUCGUGUGAUGAGUUUUUCUUUGAAGCUCAUGUCUAUUGAGCAGGAUGCUUUGAGCAUUCCUGAGAACACUGAGGGUUACGAUGCUGAGAUAACUUUGGGUUCUAAGGAGCUUGCUAACAUUUGCAAGCAGAUGAAUGAGUUUUCUGACACUCUCAAGCUUGAUGUGUCUAUUAAUUCAGUUUCGUUUGCUACUCAGGGUGACCUUGGUUUUGGUGAGAUUGUAUUGAAGAACAGGCCUCCAACUAACGAGUCUGACUGUGGUGUUUCCGUUAAGGUUAGGCGUCCCAUUAAGCAGAGUUACGCUACCAAGUAUUUGCUUAUGUUUGCAAAGAGUUGUUGUUUAAGUGAUGUUGUAACUCUUGGUUUAUGUCAGAACCGGCCUAUUGAGGUGAAGUACGACGUUAAGGAUGCUAUUGGUGAUGCUGAUUCGCCACAUGCUCAUAUUCUUGGUGAGCUUAAAUUUUACUUAGCUCCUAAGGUUGAUGAUGCCAUGGACACUGAUGCCUGAUCUGCUUUAGGUGCAGCAUAUAAUUUGGUAACCGUUAUGGCACAUUGGUUAAUUUAUCAUUUACGCCCUUU